ACCCGGUACACGUCGGUCUGCCCAGUUGUGGAUUUUGAAAUCGCAGUUUAUUAUGUUCCGUUCGUUGGGCAUUAUAUCUGGUGGACCUCUUUAUAGGUUCAGGAAUAUUUUAAAAAUAAAUGCGAAGAUUUUGCAUGAAUGUAAAAACGGUUAUAAUUUAUCAACAAAAGGUAGCUAUGACUGCACGUUAGACGAAAGUACAGGGAUAGCUACUUUAACUUUGAAAAGAAAACCAGUUAACAGUUUAAACACAGAAUUUUUAACUGAUCUUACAACUCUUUUGAACAUUCUGGAAAAGAAUAGUUCUGUGAAAGGCCUUGUAAUAACUUCAGGUUUAAAGGGAAUUUUUUCUGCUGGAUUAGAUAUUAAAGAAAUGUACAAAUCUGAUGUAACCAGUUUGCAAACAUUUUGGAGAUUAGUACAAAAUUUUUGGAUGAAGUUAUACAUGCUUCCUGUGACUACAAUGGCGGCUAUAAAUGGACACAGCCCUGCCGGAGGUUGUUUGAUGGCACUUUCAUGUGACUACAGGAUCAUGGCGUCAGGACCAUUUACGAUUGGUCUCAAUGAAGCUUUGAUUGGAAUUGUUGCUCCACUCUGGUUGAUGGAAUUGUUUAGAAGUACUAUUGGACACCGACAAGCAGAAAAAGCUUUGCAUAUUGGAACGAUGUUCGGUCCACAAGAAGCAUUACAAGUGAGUUUGGUUGACGAGGUAGUAAGCGGUGAUGAGCUGUCGCAGCGCACUGUCAAGCAGCUCCUCAGAUGGAUCAGAGUUCCAAGCCAAGCUCGUGCCAUGACAAAGCAGAUGUUGCGAAAACCAUUUGUGGAGAAGUUGGUGAGUUAUCAAGAAGAAGACGUUGACAACUUUGUAAACUUCGUCAUGCAAGAAUCCGUUCAAAAUUUGCUUGAGCAGUAUUUACAAUUGUUGAAGAAGUAGUUAUUUGUAAUUUCGACAAAAUAUUUAAAUGAAAAUUUCACAUUUUGGUUUGGCUGGCUGGUUGGUUGGUCGGUUGGUUGUUUGUUUGGUUGGUUGAAAACAUCAAGUAUUCGAAAACAGUGCCACAAGGCAUUCAUUUUGCUGUUUCAAAUAUUCCUGAAAUCUAUGAGUAAGUGUCAUUUACAAGAAACAAUGGAUAUUGUAUUUCAAAUUUAAAAUAUAAUAGUAAAAUGUAAUGGUGAAGAAGUACUUUAUUAAAAUAUAAAA
Helobdella robusta is the source of this 1201-nucleotide messenger RNA. RefSeq lists its product as hypothetical. Gene Ontology annotation, cellular component: mitochondrion. Lineage: Eukaryota; Metazoa; Annelida; Clitellata; Rhynchobdellida; Glossiphoniidae. The record is from RefSeq and is a predicted model, not a curated record. Gene Ontology annotation, biological process: fatty acid beta-oxidation. The coding region runs from base 53 to 934 and encodes 293 amino acids. The transcript has 9 exons. Gene Ontology annotation, molecular function: enoyl-CoA hydratase activity.